Soboliphyme baturini is the source of this 1440-nucleotide messenger RNA. Lineage: Eukaryota; Metazoa; Nematoda; Enoplea; Dioctophymatida; Soboliphymatidae. The record is from the annotation of a GenBank genome assembly.
CUGACACUAAGUUUAAUUAACCUGCCAUUACCUCGAAGUUAUUUCCUCAUUUGGAUCGCGCAUUCGAUUACCGCAUGGUUGCUAGUGCUGAAGGCAUCCGUUCGUUAUCAACACGGAGACUAUGAGCACUACUUUCCACGCGGUUGGUUUUUUCUCGACCGUUUCAUGAUGGACGAUUCGGACUUCGAAUGGACGCACUGGACCCAGAAACUGCCACGGUGUACAGCCGCUUUCUUGGUGCAUAGCGUAUUAUUUUCGCUCGUAAACCUACUGUUGUUAACUUCGAUGCUUCUGAACGCGUUCGUCUACGGGUGGAUUGCCGUCGCGUGCGCCGUAGCUUUUAUGAUCGUCAUGCUGUUGCCCAUAUUGCUGAGGCGCUCGUUGAUCGUUUGGUGCCUUGACGCCGUUAUGUUGUUUGUACUUAUUUCGCGUUGGACCCCUGUUCACUUAAGCGAGAACCAAGCAUAUUCUCUCGGCGUUUUUCUAUCGUACAAGCUUCUGCAGUGCACCAGCUUUUGUUUGGAAAAGAUUGACCAUCCAGUGCGAGAGUCGUCGAAAGAAAUGCUCAUUCAGCUGAUGUGCUAUUCGUUCUAUAUACCGUACAGCACUACGUUAUUUGUUACGUUUCACGAGUUUGGGCAACAGAUGCAUAGCCGGCGUCCCAUUUCUGAAACGAUUCGCGAUGCUUCGUUCCUGGCUUGUCGCAUCGCUUUCUGGAUUGUCGUCUGCCAGUUGGUUCUUCAUUUUUUCUAUAUGCAUUUUAUGAUUAGUGACAAGUGGACACUUGAGCGGCUGGACUUGCCAACCCUUGCUGCUGUUGGUUACACAGUCGGUCAGUUUUUUCACAUGAAAUACGUGUGCAUUUUUGGUUUGAAUGCGGUGUUUGCAAAACUUGAUGGAAUGUCGCCUCCGUGGCCUCCGAUUUGUAUUUCCCGGGUCGCGCUCUAUUCCAGAGUAUGGCGUUAUUUCGAUCGAGGCUUAUAUAGCUUUCUCCGUAACCAUUUGUACGUGAGACUUGCCAGUGGUCGAUUUAAGAAGGUGAAACGUUUAUCUGCGGCUUUGGCUUGUUUUGGAUUUGUUUGGCUUUGGCACGGUGCCAACAUGGCUUUUUUCUACUGGUGCAUGAUGAACCUCGUUGAGAUACUGAUCGAAAAUCUUGCCUAUGAAUUUGACCGUGCUUUCCAUAUCCUCGACCGGCUAUCGUACGCAAUCGGUGCUCGCAACGUUCGUCGUUUGCUUGCAGUUCUCUUCGUACCCUGUGAAACGUUGGGUAUUUUUGCGAUCAUCUUCUUUCUCGGUGGCUUCGAAGCAGGAGAAACUUUUCUGCAUCGUCUGCUCAUUGAUAGAUCUUUUCACGUACAAUCCUCAUAUCUGUAUCUAAUCCUCCUAGGUUAUGUAUUUGCCCACUGCUGCAUGGAUUUUUGGUUAACAAAGCAUUGA